AUGAGUUUUAACGCCUCGAAACCAUUACUUUCAGGGACUAACCGUCCAACGAUGCGUAUUCGGUUAUUCUUGGGGUUACUGGCCGGUUCUAUUAGAGCACAGAAUGUCGCCAAUGGUCAACUUGCCGAACCCGGAUCGAAUGCUGGAUUCAUAUCGCGAAUUAAUCAAAAGGGCUUCGAUCUGAUGGCUGGCUAUCUUGGUGAUCGAGUUAAACGAUUUCUGGGCGUUGGAGAGCUCGUCUUCAACAUCUCAGCUCCAGUGUCAUCUGACAUGCAAAUUACCCUUUCAUCCUUGAGAGUCACGGAGUUUGAUUCGCAAGCUUUCACCUCGAAGAUGAUUGUCAUUCCUGGAAAGGGAAUCGCAUGGCGGGUAAGGACGUGCAUAUUUCUCUCAACUUCCGUUUUUUUCCGAUUUCUCUCUAGAAUACUUUUCCUUACUCUCUUGACACCUUGUACAGUCACACUCAUCGAUGCCACCUAUUCUGAGAGAAAGGGGGCAGCUCUCAAUUGA
Cooperia oncophora is the source of this 510-nucleotide messenger RNA. Lineage: Eukaryota; Metazoa; Nematoda; Chromadorea; Rhabditida; Trichostrongylidae. The record is from the annotation of a GenBank genome assembly.